Molecule: messenger RNA, 3238 nt
Organism: Linum tenue
Lineage: Eukaryota; Viridiplantae; Streptophyta; Magnoliopsida; Malpighiales; Linaceae
Source: the annotation of a GenBank genome assembly
AGUGAAGUGAUGCCUCCACUCCAUCCCAAUCUCCAUUAUCGCAAAAGACGAGUAAAUGCGACGAAUAUCCCAUCCCAUGUGACGACUCCACCAUAUCCCAGCCUCCGUCCCCAAGUCGUUGAUCAAAUCAAAUGUCACACUAACGCUGUUAGAAAAGAUAUAAGCAAGAAGAACACAAAAGUUUCGGUUUUUAUGGUCGGGGAAGGUGGAAAUCGAACUGGUUAAGCGUUAAAUUGGUCCCCGGAAACGCGCCCUGCUGCUAUCAACCUCAACCAAGAUAUGGGUUCGGCUGUGGGAUCACUUUCCUUGUCUCUGAAUUCUGGUAAAUUCCUUUAUUUGAUAUUAUCUGGGUUUAUGGCUGUUUUUUGGUUGUUGUUUUGUUAGACUCUUACCAUGAUCUGGCUGUCUGGAUAGCGUUGUUUAUUCCCAAUUGUUGUUUGUCUUAUUGGUACAAUUAUUACUAUCCAGUCUCAGAUCUGUUUUCUAGCAGCUCGGUGCUGAAUUUGCGUUUGGAGGAUCAGUUCAACGGCUUUUGGGUUUGUUCAUAGCAAAGCGUUGGAUUUUGUAAGCUGCAGCUAGAUUGCUUUAGACUUGGUUUCCCAUUUCAGUGAUGCUCUAGAUUCUUCUUUCAAGUUGUAGCUGAAGCUAUGGUGGUGGUCUGGGAUUGAAUUUUGAUCUUGAUUGAGAUUGAGGGUUUUGGGGGGGAAAAAUGGGUAGCAGUAGAACUGUAGUUUGGUUUAGGAGAGACCUUAGGAUAGAGGAUAAUCCUGCACUAGCGGCUGCUGCUAGGGCUGGUCCGGUCUUGCCUGUUUAUAUUUGGUGUCCUGAAGAAGAAGGGCAGUUCUAUCCCGGCCGGGUUUCCCGGUGGUGGCUGAAGCAGUCUCUUAUCCACUUGGGAAACUCUAUCAAAUCACUUGGUGCUGAACUCAUCCUGAUCAAGGCUCACAGCACCUUCGAUACUCUUCGGGACUGUGUCAAUUCCAUUGGUGCAACCAGAGUGGUCUUCAACCAUCUCUAUGAUCCGGUAUCUCUGGUUCGUGAUCACAGUAUCAAAGAGAAAUUGGGGGAACUUGGAAUUUCCGUGCAGAGCUAUAAUGGAGAUUUGUUAUAUGAACCCUGGGAUAUAUAUGAUGAACAAGGACAUGCUUUCACAACGUUUAAUUCAUAUUGGGAGAAGUGCUUGCAUCUGCAGAUGGAGCCUGUCUCACAUCUUUCUCCAUGGAAGCUGGUGCUUGCUACAGGUACAGUUGAAAAGUGUUCAGUGGAUGAACUUGGUCUGGAAGAUGAGUUGGAAAAAGCAAGCAACUCUUUGUUAGGAAGAGCAUGGUCUCCAGGUUGGGGUAAUGCUGCUAAAUCCCUAACAGAAUUUGUCGAACGACAUUUAAUUAACUAUUCAGAGAACAGACUUAAGGUUGGAGUGGAUUCAACUUCUCUCUUGUCCCCAUAUCUCCAUUUUGGAGAGCUGAGCGUUAGGAAGGUUUUCCAAUGCGUUCAAAUGAAGCAACUAGCGUGGGAGAAAGAAGAAAACGCAAAAGGGAAAGACAGUGUGACCUGGUUUCUUAGGUCGAUUGGGCUAAGGGAAUAUUCUCGUUAUCUUUGUUUCAAUUUCCCAUUCACCCACGAGAGAUCGUUGCUGGGGCACUUAAAGUACUUCCCUUGGAAUGCCAACCAAGCCCAUUUCAAGUCUUGGAGACAAGGAAGGACUGGUUACCCUCUCGUUGAUGCAGGGAUGAGGGAGCUAUGGGCAACUGGUUGGAUGCAUAACAGAAUAAGAGUUAUCGUGUCGAGCUUCUCUGUCAAAGUUCUGCUCUUGCCAUGGAGAUGGGGAAUGAAGUAUUUCUGGGACACGCUUUUGGAUGCAGAUCUUGAAUGUGACAUCCUUGGUUGGCAGUAUAUAUCAGGAAGCCUACCAGACGGCCAUGAACUCGAACGGUUAGACAGUCCUGAGAUACAAGGUUCCAAAUUUGACCCAGAAGGCGAAUAUGUUAGACAUUGGCUGCCAGAAUUAGCUAGGAUGCCAACUGAGUGGAUACAUCACCCAUGGGAUGCACCUGAUAUUGUGCUCAAAUCCGCUGGGGUCGAACUGGGACUAAACUAUCCAAUGCCUAUAGUUGAUCUGGACGUGGCUCGGGAGCUUCUGACAUCAGCCAUAUUCAAGAUGUGGGAAGAUGAAGCAGCUGCCAGAGCUUCGAGCUCAAAUGGGACAAAUGAAGUCGUUGGUGACAACACAGGCAUUGCGGAUGGCAUUCCAAAGGUCGUCUUGAGGGAGAAAGGCAAUGCUCCUUGCGUUACUGUCUCCUCCAAUGAUCAGAAGGUUCCAUCAUUUUAUAACAUGAACCAGAAGGAUCCACACGGGAAGAAGAGGGCCAAAUGCAUGGAGGAGGGAACCCCUGGACCAGAUAAGUUCCGGAAUUGUAAUGGUGCAGGGACUUCAAGGCCAGAUGGAGAUCUGUGCUCGACUGCUGAAUCAUCAGCAGCUAAGAAGCAGGCGACAACCAGCAGAUGUUCCUUCUCGGUUCCCCAGUAUUGUUCGUCGUCAGAAGGAAACAGUACAACGCUGGAAUGUGAAUCGUCCGAAUUCAAGGAUGGUAAUUGCCAUGGGAACUUGACGCUGCAGCAUUCUUCUCUGACUCCGUCUCCGAAGAGAGGUUACUGGCAGUCUUCCAUUGAUGCAUCGUUAACUGAACCUUAAACUGCCCAUUUCUGGAUGAACAAAUUGAUGAUUCCAUCAGUUUCUAUAGCCAUUCCCUGUUGCACUUCUGAGUUCCACGCAUGCAUGCAACCUGACAAGUGUUUUCUUUUCACGUUCUUAACAUGUUUAUAGGCCGAUCAGGAUGUUACUACAUAGUCAAAUAAAAACGAGUGCCCUUUCGCUGUGAUCCAAUGUCUGGUUUUUCCAUGGUGGAUGCUGUGAUGCUUUGUCUGUUAAUGACUGGAAGGAGUUAGUUGCGGAAUUGAGCUGUUGUAUGUCUCGGCUGUGGACGACAUUUAGCGUUCCAGUUAAAGUAAUGUGUCAGUAGGCAAUGACGGCUAAAGCCUGCCUCCAUGAUUCGUGUUGUGUUGUGUUGUGUAGCCUACUAGAGAGUCCACUUACGUAGUUGGAGCUUCGUUCGAUGAUGGCGGAUCAUGAGCUUCCCUCGCGAGCUAGGCUCGUUUUGCUCAUUUUCAAGUCGUUAUCGAACUGAGCUCGAGUCUUUAGACUAGCCAAGCUCGAGCUAUAAGGCAAGUUAAAGCUGAG